AUGGCAGCUGAGACAGGGAGAUACAGGAGUGCAGUUAGCAAAAACAAAGACCCCUCUGGUCUUCUCAUCUCUGUCAUAAGGACUCUGUCCAGCAGUGAUGAUGUGGAGGACAGGGAGACAGAGAAGGGUCGUCUGGAAGAAGCCUUUGAGACAUGUGACAGGGAUUUAGAUGAGCUGAUCGUUCAGCAUUAUGCUGAACUCACCACUGCCAUCAGGACCUACCAGAGCAUCACUGAGCGCAUCACCAGCUCCCGCAACAAGAUCAAACAGGUGAAGGAGAACCUCCUGUCUUGUAAGAUGCUGCUCCACUGCAAAAGGGACGAGCUGAGAAAGCUGUGGAUAGAGGGCAUCGAGCACAAGCACGUCCUCCAGCUGCUGGAUGAAAUCGAAAGCAUCAAGCAGGUGCCUCAGCGGCUGGAGGCCUACAUGGCGAGCAAGCACUACCUUCAUGCCACAGAUAUGCUGGUGUCAGCUGUGGACUCCUUAGAAGGCCCCCUGCUGCAGGUGGAGGGACUUGGAGAUCUGCGCCUGGAGCUCCACAGCAAGAAGCUCAACAUCCACCUGGUGCUCAUUGAUGAGCUGCACCGACACCUCUACAUUAAGUCCACAAGUCGCCUGGGACACAAGAACAAGGACAAAAAUGCUGCUCGCCUUCCAGGUUCCACGACCAAAGACACAUCUCCAAUGCCAGUGUUGGAUGUCAGCAGCUUGUCCACCCCGCGCAAGCUCUUGGAUUCAUCACAGUUCAGCACACCUGGAUCCAGCAGUGUGCGUGAGCUGCAGCAGGAUGUGCGGGAGUUGAACCAAGCAGACCUCUCUGAGGUGGAUCCAGAGGAAAACAGUGCUGAGUUCAUGGGCAUCCUUAUCAAGGCUCUGGCCAAGUUGAAGAAAAUCCCGGAGACCAUCAAAGCCAUAAUGGAGCGGCUGGAACCUGAGCUGAAGCAGAUCGUCAAGAGGUCCACCACUCAGAUAGCAGACCACGCUUACCAGAGAGGAGAAAACUUGGCCCAGGAGAGCCAGCCGAGGCUGCUGCUGGAACUGCUGGAGCUCCUGUUUGAUAAGUUCAAGGCAGUGGCCCAGGCUCACAGCGUGGUGUUGGCCCACCUGCAGCGGAUCGCUGUGCAGUGCCCAGGCGGGGCCCACGAGGAGGGCAUCAAACUCUACGAGCAGGCUGACGUCUCUGCCAAGAUCCAGACAGUGCUGCAGGUUCUGCUGAUGGAAUAUCUGGAUGUGAAGAACAGCCGCAGUGCCACAGAGCCAUCGGCUCAGCUCUCCUACGCCAGCACUGGCAGCGAGUUUGCUGCCUUUUUUGCGAAGAAAAAACCACAGCGUGCCAAGCAGUCGCUCUUCAAGUUUGAAUCAUCUUCCCAUGCCAUCAGCAUGAGUGCCUACUUGAGAGAGCAGAGGCGAGAACUCUACAGCAAGAGUGGAGAAUUACAAGGUGGUGCUGAUGACAACCUGAUUGAAGGAGGAGAAAUGAAGUUUGUGUGUAAACCGGGAGCGAGGAACAUCACUGUCAUCUUCCAGCCUCUUCUCAGGUUCAUUCAGGAGAUAGAGAUGAACAUGGGGCCAGGUCAGGCCAAGCAGUGCCAGCUCCGAGCCUUCCUCACUUACUACAUUAAUGACCUCUUCCUCAACCAGGUGCGAACAGAGAUCAACAAGGAAAUUGAGGCAGUGAGCAAGGCAUCUGACCCACUGAAGAUCCUUGCCAGCGCUGAUACCAUGAAGGUUCUUGGCGUCCAGAGACCCCUGCUGCAGAGCACGGUGGUGGUGGAGAAGUCAAUCCAGGAUCUAAUGAGCCUAAUGCAAGACCUGAGUGCCUACUCCAACCAGUUCCUAGAGAUGGUCUGCGACAAGCUCAAAGAGUACAAGGAAAUCUGCAACACAGCCUACAGGGGUAUAGUCCAGUGUGAGGAAAAGCUCACCAUCAGUGCUUCCUGGUCGAAAGAUGAGGACAUCAGCCGUCUGCUCCAGUCGCUUCCUAACUGGGCAAAUAUGGCCCAGCCGAGACAGACGCGACAGAAGAGGGAGGAUGAAGAGGACUUUACUCGGGCGGCUUUUGCUAAGGAGUCGGAGGUGCUGACUGGGAACCUGGGAGACAAGUUAAUCCCCCAGAAUGAGAUCCUGCGGGAUGUCAGUGACCUGAAGGCUUUGGCCAACGUUCAUGAGAGCAUGGAGUGGCUCGCUGGUCGCCUCAAGACAUUCUUCACCAACCUGCCUCAUGCUUCCAGUGCAUCUCCGUGCUCAGCAGACAGCCAGGUGGUUGGUGAGAGCGAGCGGAGCAGAGAGCAGAUUCUCCAGACCCUAAGCGACCUGUCCAGGGGCUUCCAGGACAUUGCAGACCGCUGUCUUCUGGUAUUGCAUCUGGAAGUCAGGGUGCAUUGCUUCCAUUACCUGAUUCCCCUGACAAAGCAAGGCAAUUAUGCCAUUGUGGCUAAUGUGGAGAGCAUGGACUAUGACCCGCUGGUGGUCAAACUGAACAAGGACAUCUCAGCCAUAGAGGAGGCCAUGGGGGCCGCCCUGCAGCAGCACAAGUUCCAGUACAUUUUUGAAGGUCUGGGUCAUCUUAUCUCUUGUAUUCUAAUCAACGGCGCCCAGUACUUCAAGAGGAUCAGCGAGUCUGGCAUCAAGAAGAUGUGCAGGAACAUUUUUGUCCUCCAACAGAACCUCACUAACAUCACCAUGUCCAGGGAGGCCGACCUCGACUUUGCCAGGCAGUACUAUGAGAUGCUGUACAACACUGCAGAUGAGCUGCUGAAUCUGGUGGUGGACCAGGGUGUCCGCUACACCGAGCUGGAGUACAUCAACGCCCUGUCCUUACUCCACCGCAGUCAGACAGGUGUGGGGGACCUGAGCACCCAAAACAUCCGGCUGCAGAGGCUGAAGGAGAUCAUCUGUGAGCAGGCCGCCAUCAAACAGGCCACCAAGGACAAGAAGAUCACUACAGUGUAACGAGAAAAGAGGACAGGGUCCAAAAGGGAGGUUGAUCAUAGAUAUAGAAAUGUAGAUCCUUCAUUGGCUGCUGAACCUUCAGUCAAUGUUGCCGCCAUAUUGGAGAGUGUAGGGCUCGCCUUUGAAGAAAUGUUGUGUUUUUUUCUGGUUAAAAAGCACUAUAAUUUUUACAUUUCUCUCUCAACUGAUUGCAAUGAGUCAUUUUUCCAUUUAAAGGUUUCUGAUCUAUGUGUUGUCGAAAUACAAGUUUUGUUUCCAGUGAAUUGGAAUCUCAAUAUUUGGGUUAUAAUUUAUUGUCAUAAGGAAUUGUGCAGCUCAUAUUUUUAACCAUGGAUUAGACUUAUUUUCCUGUUAAUACAUGUGGAGACGUCCCUAUACAAUAGAAUUAAAUGUGGUAGUAGACAGCUUUUCAACUAGCUAGCCUGUAGCUUGCUAACACUGUCUGUUUAUCAUGAACUUUUUGAUCCUAACAAAAUACAGUAACUUUCACCACCAUCAUUUUUAAGUGCCACCACAAGAAAACAUGUUCUUUGUUUAUGUAAUAUAAUGUGCGUUUCGACUGGUUUUCAUCUGCACCCUACACAAUCCUGGGAAAAUGAAGGCUUGCUAAGGUUAGCGCGCUAGCUAUGUUAGCUAUCUCUGGCAGCAGAAACAAACAUCUAUGAUCUAUUGUUUGAUAACCUAAUCAAAGAAUAUGUUCUAUUCAGAUCAAGUAGUUGAUGAUAAGCAGACAGUGUUAGCUGGCUAGCUCGCUAGCUAGCUGACAGUUGUCUUCCUCCACAUUGAAUAUGUUAUACAGUCGUGGUUUUCAAACUCUUUGUGCCCAAUACACACCAAAGGGCAAGCCAAAAUCUGAAGGCACACCUUUUCUUGUUUGUUUUUAGUCACUAAUAUCAAAUAACAAUUGACAACCAACUAUUACUCUUGAAAUAUUUAUUAAUAAAAUGAUUCAAGAAAUUAAUUAAAUAAAAUUGAAUUACUUUUUUUUAGGUAACGUUUGCCUCUUUAUUAGAAAAUGGGUGUGCAUAACAUACUGAUACAGUCAACUUAAAAAUUCAUCCAUAACUUUUUGUAUAGACCCAGUUUAAUAUUGAAAAAAUAAUGUUUGGUUAUCAUAAAAUCCUGCGACACACCUAUGCCAUGGCACACCAUUUGAGAACCACUGUUAUACAGGGAUGUCUCCACAAUUAUUAGCUGAGAUAAGUAAGCCAAAUCCAUGCUGGAAAAGCAAGUUUUUAUAAUUCCUGACGAGAAAUUAUUUACCAGUUACAUUAAGUAAUUCAGUUCAUGUAAGCCUAACACACACUUCUUUCUUGAGCUUCUAGCAGCAAUUAUAAUCUCAAUAUCAAAAUUCUCAUUUACUUGAGACAAAACUUUUUUUUUCCUACUACAUGUAGAUCAUAAACCAACAGAUAUAAACACAACUUAUUGCAAUUGGUUAAGGAAUAUAAAUGUUAUAGAGCUUUAUAUAAAAAAAAAAUACUAGUCUUGCUCUUUCUAAUAUGAUGACCAUUUUGACGUAUGACUCAAAUGAGCUGACACAGUCAAUGCUACGUCUACAUCUAUAUGUCUAUGGGAUAUAUGACCAAUCAAGAAACCUCUGUCCUGCAACUACUGUUUCUGCUCCUUCAGGAACAUGUGCGCCAUAUAAUUAGGUCAUGUAUGCAAGAGUAAAGAAUGAUAGAGCAAAAACUAGCAGGACAGAGGGUUUUUAAGAAUUGGGUUAGAAAACACUGAAAUAGAGUCUUUCUCCAGACAUACAUCACAACGUGUGUGAAAUCUGUUGAUGGAAAGUGUGUCUUCUCCAUUUCAUCUCUCUUGGUGUGAUGAAACGCACUGUAGUCGAGGGCUGACACAGAUAUACUUUCCAACUCUGGGCAUGUAAGUUAUAUAUAUAUCAGCGUAUGAAGCACUGGCUCACUCUAAUUGGGAAGCGGGGUGACAGCCAACACAACUGCAAACUUUGCAAGUUUAGUUUGCCGUGUAUCUAUGUCAUAAGGUAGCCUGUGUUGUCAAUUUACACUUUCUAAAAGUCACGACAAAUGCAGCUGCCGCGCUUCGACUCCAGCAGUCCCCCCCGCUCGCCGUGACUCCAGCUCCAGAUAAAAAGGCGAUUGUCUUGGACACUCACCCGAACUUAGGCCCCAUCUCAUCUCAUUUUCCUAUUAGAUCUAAACUGCUGCUCUCAAUUACACCUCUAUCUCUCCUCUCCUGGCAGCCCCAUGGGCCCACUGAUUCUGUCUGCAAUAACAGAUGCCAGAUUAGGCUGUCUGAAUGAGGCCACAUCUUCCGCCUGCUGCCAAUUUGGGUUGGUCCCCAAAGAUUCCCCUAGCUGAGAAUUGUAUCAUAUCUAUGGCUGUUAAAAAUCUGUUUAUCCGUCUCUUUUUCCUUAUAGUUUGUGCAGUAAACUAGUGUGGAAAGUUGUGAGCUGAUUUUUUUUAUAUACAAAUUGGACAACAGAGACUGACUAAUGAAGAUAUUUUUGCCGAUUUCAGUUUCAUCCUUACUUAAAACAGACACAAGGUUUAUCUGAAAUGUUAUUUUUCAAGUCCAGCGUUCCACAGUGGAGUGACUUGCACUUUUGUGCUACUGCUUGUGUGCAGGAAUACAUUUCAUCAGUCAUACUCGCUCAAUAAAAUGAAAUGAUGCAAUUCUGAAUCUUUAUUUUGUCGUCCCUACUACAAGUCUUUUAACGCAAACCGAACAUAUAAACUCGAUAGGAGAUCACAAAUCAUUCGCCUCCCCGCAACCCUCCCUGUUUUUAGUUCAUUAACUUGGGAGAGAAGUACUUAACGAGAGCAGGAGAGGGGAAUGGGAGCCUUGUCAAUACGGCGGGCCCGGCGCUGGUCUCCCCGAAGCCCACACAGCAAUCCAUCAUAAUGACACAUAGGCUGGGAUCGAUGGGAAAACAACCGCGGAGCUGCUGAGGGGUUCGCCUACCACUCUGAAACGAACACUUGGUGUAAAAUCUAAAAUGUGCUCAUUCAGCUGUUCACUUCAGAGCUACUUUUGUAAUGUCAUACAAGGGAAACUUUAAUACAAUGUUAACUGAGUGUGUCAUGUCACACACAGAUACUAUUAUACUAUUAUCCCACUGCACACACACACAUAACCCCUAAAAGUCCAGGAGGCUUAUGUAUUGGAAAUACUCCAUGUGUGUAAGUACAAACCACUCCUGCUGUCCAUGCUUUAUAUUCAUGAAUGAAAUAUGUAUUCAUUUUUUACUCAUGUGCUUUUCUUUUUCUUUGCAGUCAACCUUUAAUUUGCACAGUUUGAUUCGAGAAAUUUCUGUUUCAAGUAAGAAUGUAUUGAAAUCUAUACAUCAAAGUGUGUUAAUCUAAAACAUCCUCAUUGUCCCUCUUCUUCUUGAGUGUCAUAAAUGCUCUGACAUGUUUGUCUACUCUAAAUUUAGCACACGGGAUUUGUCAUCGCACACACUAACACAUUGAAAAAAUAAAGCCUUCAAAUUCCAUCA
Messenger RNA from Epinephelus lanceolatus (giant grouper), 6427 nucleotides. It is a transcript of the gene exoc4, whose product is annotated as exocyst complex component 4. Gene Ontology annotation, biological process: exocytosis; Golgi to plasma membrane transport; chemical synaptic transmission. The record is from RefSeq and is a predicted model, not a curated record. Gene Ontology annotation, cellular component: synapse; growth cone membrane; exocyst. NCBI's taxonomy places the organism in Eukaryota, Metazoa, Chordata, Actinopteri, Perciformes, Serranidae.